Molecule: messenger RNA, 650 nt
Organism: Protomyces lactucae-debilis
Lineage: Eukaryota; Fungi; Ascomycota; Taphrinomycetes; Taphrinales; Protomycetaceae
Exons: 1
Coding region: 109-447 (112 amino acids)
Source: RefSeq, a predicted model, not a curated record
GAGCAGCAAGAGGCGGGGGCCUUUCACUUGGACUUGACUUGAUAGCUUGGCAGAAGUUGGCAGCAGCAGAUAAAAGCCCGGGACUUGAGGUCGAUUGUGAGCAUCUCGAUGAGGAAUGGUAAACAAAAUCUCCCGCAAGCGAAGAAGCCGACAGAGGAGAAGCGUGAGAGAGCGGAGGAGGCUCCAGGCCGGAGUCCAGCGGCCAGCCGUUCAACGACCGGCCGUGCACAUGCUAUAGCUAGACUAGCACAUUAUCAAUUUAUCAGACAACGGAGAAGUGCCGGGAGUAAGCGAAGGUCACCAGCUCCAAGCAUAGUCGCGUCUAGCCUGGAUCCUCCCAAUUGCAAAGGCCGCGUCAGGGAUCAGAUGGGCGCGAAAACUGCGCAAGAGGGCUGGUUCCUGAUACUCAAAGCAGGUCGCAAGACUUCAUAUAGGCCAGGCCUAUGACACUCUAGCUGCACAAGCAGCUCAACUCUCAACGAUCCUUCUUUGCCGUUCAUACAACAUUCGCCUACCGUGCGGAGACGGGCGGCAUUCAUCUAUCGUGCAGCAAGAUACACAACAAUAUGGAGAAUAGACCUAAAUUAGCUCUCUAAUAGUCUCUAUAGUCAUCUUGAUGCGUCUAUGCACCCGUCACGCGUCGUGAGCUA